AUGUGGGGUAUACUGCUAUUGACACUUUUGUGGGUAUUUUGUGGGGCCCAGGGGCUCAUUCCGCCACAACAACCACUAGUGUUUCCCAAAUAUCACAACGAAAAAGUCGUAAGAAUCACAGAAGACCCAAAAAAUGUGGUCCUGUUGCUCACAUCGGCAAACAACAUCACCUACAAAAAAUGGGGUUCCAGCACAUCCGAGAAGUUUGUUGAUAUCCAUGUGGACGAGGACAACUACGCGGCUCUCCAGCUGUUCCUGUUUCGCCACAAGGUUAUUAUUGAAAAUUUGGCACAGGCAAUUGCCGAAACCAUGCCGCAACAGUCGGAUUCCGUGGUAGAGACAACACAAAUUCAACCACUUUCGGAGAUUUUCUUCAGAGAAUACCGCCCAUUGGAGACCAUAGAUGCCUGGUUGGACAUCUUGCAACAAACUUUCCCGGACAUCCUUCUGGUGGAAGAAAUCGGACAGACCUAUGAGCAUCGUGCACUCAAAAUCGUCCAUAUUUCUCGCCCUUCCGACAUCGACCACGACAAGAAAAAAACCGUGGUGGUCACUGGAGGCACCCAUGCCCGCGAGUGGAUCUCGGUAUCGUCUGUUUGUUACGCCAUUUACCAGUUACUUCAACUUUACCUUGAAGAGCCCAACAAGAUUUCUGAACAAUUGGACUUUCUUUUCAUUCCCGUGAUGAACCCCGACGGAUAUGCGUACACAUGGACCGAGGACCGGCUCUGGAAGAAAAACCGCCAGGAAACACAUCUUCCCAAGUGCUUUGGAAUCGAUAUCGACCACUCGUUCGACUACCAUUGGACCCGAUCUUCCGACUGGGCUUGCGGCGAAGAAUACUCGGGAGAAUCUCCCUUUGAGGCCCUAGAGGCCCGUAUGUGGCACCAGUACCUCAACGAUACCAAUCACGACCACAAAAUUUACGGCUACAUUGACCUACAUUCGUACUCACAAGAGGUGCUUUAUCCGUAUGCUUUUUCAUGUACAGAGCAGCCUCGUGACGAGGAAAACUUGAUUGAACUCGCGUACGGCAUCUCCAAAACGAUCAGAAGGCAAUCGGGAAAAAACUACAAUGUGUUACCAGCAUGCAUUGAUAAGGACCUGGAUCUUCUUCCCGAUUUGGGCAGUGGAAGUGCGCUCGAUUUUAUGUACCAUAAUAAGGCAUACUGGGCAUACCAAUUGAAGCUUAGAGACUCUGGGAGUCACGGCUUUUUGCUACCCAGCAAAUACAUCGAACCGGUGGGCCGCGAGGUGGCAGCUGCUAUCCGGUACUUUUGCACCUUUAUCUUGAGCGAUGAAUAA
Molecule: messenger RNA, 1305 nt
Organism: Meyerozyma guilliermondii ATCC 6260
Lineage: Eukaryota; Fungi; Ascomycota; Pichiomycetes; Serinales; Debaryomycetaceae
Gene: ECM14
Product: putative metallocarboxypeptidase
Exons: 1
Coding region: 1-1305 (434 amino acids)
Biological process (GO): proteolysis
Molecular function (GO): zinc ion binding; metallocarboxypeptidase activity
Source: RefSeq, a predicted model, not a curated record